CCCCCAGUUUGCAAAAGCCAGGGGUGCAAGGAGCAGAGACUGCAGCAACAGAAACAGCAGGAGCAGCAACAACAAAAAAAUCCUCAUCAAAUCCUCACCUAAGCUUUCAGUAUAUCCAGAUCCACAUCUUCACUCAAGCCCGGAGAGGGAGAGCGAAAAGGGGGGAGGAAAAAAAACCCCAACAACUUAGCGGAAACUUCUCAGAGAAUGCUCCAAAACUCAGCAGUGCUUCUGGUGCUGGUGAUCAGUGCUUCUGCAACCCAUGAGGCGGAGCAGAAUGACUCUGUGAGCCCCAGGAAAUCCCGAGUGGCAGCUCAGAACUCAGAGAACACAGAGAAGCUCCCUCUUCAGUCUGACAAAUCCAGGGCGGAUUCAGAGGAAACCCUAUCCAUCCCACCCCCAACACCCACCGCUGCCGCUCCCUCCUUCUCCGCUCUCUGGGCCCCAGCCACUCUGCAUGCAGCCCGAUGGCAAGAGAGCCCCUUGCAAAAGACUAUUUGUGAAAUGAAGCAGCUGUUUCUCCAAGGGGAAGGUCUCACUUUCGCCCUGACUCCCGGAGCAGUUAAUUGUGUCUGCCCCUGGCCUCUGAAGGAAAAGAGGCAGGGGGAAGCCUGCGUUGACACCUCUGCCCCUCCAGUCCUCCCUCGCCUCUUCCAUCCCUGCCCUCUCUCCUCCAACUGUCAGCAGAGAUGGGAUCGCAGGUGUGGAAAUGCUGCAGAAGCCGCUCCCCCUGGAAGAGCGCAGGUCCCUGCCUAGGGGAGAGGAGGGCUUCUGCCUUACUUCCUUUUGUACUUAGUUGCUAUAGAGAUGCCGUGAUUCACAAUUCGAGCUUGCCUAAAACAAUAGCAGCCCUAAUGCAUAUUAAAACUGCUUAAAGCAAAGUUAUAAUUUGAACCCGUGGAAAUAUAUAAUUAAGGAAAUGACUUGUAAUAUCCCAGAGGCCGCGGGUGGUGGGAGGGGGUGGGGAAACCUCGCUGAACCGUGCUUUAGAUCUCAGAGGAGAAUCCUACGGUAUGAAGGCGACAGAUCAUUUCUUGUCGAGCUGCCUGCCAGAACACCCCCCUUCUGUGGGAGAGAAAUUACUUUUAGGAGAGAUCUUAUCCAGAAUGUAGAAAAACUCAUGCAACUUCUUUGUGGUUUUCUUCCAGUCUUGCACAAGGGGUCCCUUGGCCUUGUUAGUGCACACCUGUGUUUCUCUUUUUUGAAAAAAAAAAAAAAAAAAAAGCUUUUAAUAUGAGAGAAUUAUACAUACCUCUAAUCACUGUCCGGUAGUGGGGGCUGAGGCGAACAUGAGUGGAUCAGAUUCCUUUCUGCCAAGAAGACGGUGAGUUAAAAAAAGAACCAGAAGGGUCUCCCUCUCUCCAGGUGGACACUCUGGGUUGUAAUUCCAUGCUUUUUACUCUGAAGUGUAUUUUUCAGAAGACAGAUAGCUUCCCUGGCCCUCCCACCUCUUAAACCUGACCGCUAGCCCCUGCCUGCUCCCUUCUCCCCCUUGCCUUCGGCUGCCAAAGGAUGGACUUUGAUUCCACGGAGAGGCUGAAAAUCACUGGGCACUGCACAGUCCAACCGCACUUGUCCAGCCACCCAAACACAUGCAAUGCUGAAGUGGUUCGCUGCCUCAACAGUGCUCUGCAGGUUGGCUGUGGGGCUUUUGCCUGCCUGGAAAACUCCACCUGUGACACAGAUGGGAUGUAUGACAUCUGUAAAUCCUUCUUGUACAGCGCUGCUAAAUUUGACACUCAGGGAAAAGCCUUUGUCAAAGAAAGCUUAAAGUGCAUCGCCAACGGGGUCACCUCCAAGGUCUUUCUCACCAUUCGGAGGUGCUCCACUUUCCAGAGGAUGAUUGCUGAGGUUCAGGAAGAGUGCUACAGCAAGCUGAAUGUGUGCAGCAUCGCCAAGCGGAACCCCGAGGCCAUCACUGAGGUCGUGCAACUGCCCAAUCACUACUCCAACAGAUACUACAACAGACUCGUUCGAAGCCUUCUGGAAUGUGAUGAAGACACCGUCAGCACAAUCAGAGACAGCCUGAUGGAGAAAAUUGGGCCCAACAUGGCCAGCCUCUUCCACAUCCUGCAGACAGACCAUUGUGCCCAAACACACCCGAGAGCUGACUUCCACAGGAGGCGUACCAGUGAGCCGCAGAAGCUGAAGGUCCUCCUCAGGAACCUCCGAGGUGAGGGAGACUCUCCCUCCCAUAUCAAGCGUACCUCUCAGGAGAGUGCGUAACCAGGGAGAGGUACUCGGAACCUCACCAAACUAGUAUCAUUUUAGGGGUGUUGACACACCAACUUUGAGUGUACUGUGCCUGGUUUGAUUUUUUUAAAGUAGUUCCUAUUUUCUAUUCCCCUUAAAGAAAAUUGCAUGAAACUAGGCUUCUGUAAUCAAUAUCCCAACAUUCUGCAAUGGCAGCAUUUCCACAGAAUACGUGCGAACGUUCUGCCUCUCCUCAGGAGAACGUACCCUCUUUCAUUACCUUCCUCUAGCGAUGUCUUUUCCCAGCUCCCUUCCAACUACCCUCAAACACAAAACAUUCAUGUAUCUUUCCUGUCAUAGUAAGUUGAAAAUGUGGAGCCCUUUAGAGUGGUUGCCCCAGUAGAGUUAGUGGAUACGAAACAACUUUAUUUAAGUGCAUGUCUUAAAUGCUCAUAAAGAUGUUAAAUGGAAUUCGUGUUAUGAAUCUGUGCUGGCCAUGGACGAAUAUGAAUGUCAUGUUUGAAUUCUUGAUCUCUAAUGAGCUAGUGUCUUAUGGUCUUGAUCCUCCAAUGUCUAAUUUCCUUUCCAACACAUUUACCAAAUUGCUCAAGACUGGCUCUCCAACCAGACUUUGAGCCUGCAUCUUCUUGCAUCUAAUGAAAAACAAAAAGCUAACAUCUUUAUGUACUGUAACUGCUCAGAGCUUUAAAAGUAUCUUUAACAAUUGUCUUAAAACCAGAGAAUCUUAAGGUCUAACUGUGGAAUAUAAAUAGCUGAAAACUAAUGUACUGUACAUAAAUUCCAGAGGACUCUGCUUAACAAAGCAGUAUAUAAUAACUUUAUUGCAUAUAGAUUUAGUUUUGUAACUUAGCUUUAUUUUUCUUUUCCUGGGAAUGGAAUAAUUAUCUCACUUCCAGAUAUCCACAUAAAUGCUCCUUGUGGCCUUUUUUAUAACUAAGGGGGUAGAAGUAGUUUUAAUUCAACAUCAAAACUUAAGAUGGGCCUAUACAAGAUAGGAAAAACCAACAGGCUUAUCUGAAGGACCCCAGGUAAUCUCCCAGCCCACCUCAACCCAGAGGCUACACUUGACUUAGGCUUAUCCUGAAACAUCUCUGUCAUAUCCAACUGUGAAUUACAGGAACCAAAAAGAGCAUCCCUUUGGGCUUAGACUACUUAGUGUGAUAAGGCCGACUCUAACUUGGGAAGUGGCAGUUCUUAACUCGCCAUCUUUCGUCAGUGCCUGGCACUCUGGCAGAUGAUGAUGGGGUGGGAGAUCAUCCACUAAACCAAUCAGGAAUGAGUCAAUGGGCCUUUGGGUCUUUAGUCCAGGGGACGUGGGGCUGAGGGAGUAUAAAUAACCCUGGGCUGUCCAGCCUUAAUAGAUUCCUCUUACAUUUUUGUCCUGUAGCACGCUGCCUGCCAAAGUAGCCCUGGCAGCUGGACCAUCUCUGUAGAAUCGUUUAAAAAAAGAAAAAAAAAAAAAGAAAAAAAAGAUAGAAAGAAAGAGGGAAAAGAGCUAGUGGUUGAUCAUUUCUGCCGUGAUGUUUACAAGAUGGCGACCACCAAAGCCAAAUGAUUAACCUAUCUAUGAACAGCAGUCAUUUCUCAGGGUCACUGUCCUUGAACCCAACAGUCCCUUAUGAGCGUCACUGCCCACCAAAGGUCAAUGUUGAGAGAGGAAGAGGGAGGAGGGGUAGUUCUGCAGGGGCCGCUCCAAACUCGCUUGAGUAGAAACUAUUGGUGCUUGACUCUCACUAGGCUAAACUCAAAAUUUGACUAAGUCGAGUGAGAAGGACCCUGGUGGGAGGAGGGAGGGCACCUCUCCAGAAAAAUGAAAAGCAAUACAACUUUACCACGAAGCCUUUAAAUCCAGAACCGUGCUGCUCAAGGAGCAAGAUCAAGGGCAGCAGAUCCAGCAGCCGCAGCAGUACAAACGCUGCUGCCUUUGUCCCCACAUAGCCUCUAAGCGUGCUGACAUCAGAUUGUAAGGGCGUUUUUAUACUCGGAAUUGCCCCAUCCCCAGGUCCCCAGACAAAUGGACACUGCCUUAGCCUCUUGGAAAUCAGGUAGAGCAUAUUCUAAGUUAGAUGCCCCCUCUCUCCCCCGACGUCCCACCCCAGGCAAGGCUGACUUCUCUGAACCAGAAAAGCUAAUCAAGUGUGUGUGUUGUGUCCAUUUUGCAAACCCACUAACCCAGGACCCCAAAGUGACGAGUAGUUCAUGAGGAUUCCUAACAAAUUCUCUCUUAUUUCAGUCCAGUAGAUUGUCCCUCUCCCCCCCCCUUUUUCUUUUUGCUGUGACCUUUUCAAACCAUGGUACCCCUUUUCUCCCCCAUGGUAAUAUUUAUAUAUGUACCUACAAUACAUAUAUCUACACAUAUGGAAAGAAGCAGUUCUCACGAUGUUGCUAGUUUUUUGCUUCUCUUUCCCCUCCUCACUCCCUCCGACUCUUCCUUAAACUUCCAAAGCUUCGUCUUGUGUUUGCUGCACAGAGUGAUUCGGGGCUGACCUAGACCAGUUGCAUGAUUCCUCUAUCGUGAUUUGGUUGCACUUUAGAUAUUUUUGUGCCAUUAUAUUUGCAUUAUGUAUUUAUAAUUUAAAUGAUAUUUAGGUUUUUGGCUGAGUACUGGAAUAAACAGUGAGCAUAUCUGGUAUAUGUCAUUAUUUAUUGUUAAAUUACAUUUUUAAGCUCCAUGUGCAUAUAAAGGUUAUGAAACAUAUCAUGGUAAUGACAGAUGCAAGUUAUUUUAUUUGCUUAUUUUUAUAAUUAAAGAUGCCAUAGCAUAA
Molecule: messenger RNA, 4979 nt
Organism: Heterocephalus glaber (naked mole-rat)
Lineage: Eukaryota; Metazoa; Chordata; Mammalia; Rodentia; Bathyergidae
Source: RefSeq, a predicted model, not a curated record